AUGGUCAUGUGACUUAAGCGAUUUCUUCAUCAAGCUAAUAAGCAAGAUUUUCUUACUCCCCCCCCCUCCGUGAGUGAACAAAACCAUUAGAAAAAUCGCUAUUUUUUGCCCAAAAACCCACCCUCCGUGAGUGAACAAAAAUUUUUUUAUAGAAAAAUUUUUUAUGGAAAAAAAAUUUGAUAUAUAAAUGAUAAUUAGUAUAAUGAAAUCUAAAACUAAUUCUGUUUAAUUUUAAACGAAUUGCUUUUUAAAACAUAAAUUUUUAUAAAUUAAAUUAACAUUUGCUUUCCAAUUUUUGCGAAUUAGGAUUUUUUUUAAAUUUCGAAAAAAAUAUUUUUUAUAAAAUUUAUAUAUAAAUUUUUUUAAAAAAAAAAAAUUAACCCCCCUCCGUGAGUGAACAAAAUUUUUUUGUUCACUCACGGAGGGGGGGGGAGUUAGGGAUAUCAAGUCCUUUUCAAAAAUUGCACAAAAUGAGCCAAGUAAUGUCCAAGUAAGAAGGAAAUUCCAAAAUAUGGUCAAUUACUAUAAAGAUGUGUAUUUACAAUUUAAUAGUGACCCAGAAGUUUUAUGUACACUUUCUUAUUGGGCAAACAAGAUUGGAUCGCAUGAUGCAAAGCUUUGGGAGUUAAUAGACAAAGAAAUUCCUAACGCUUUAGAAGUCAUAAGAGGAAAAUCAUUAGUCCUAUUGGCCCAUGGGGUAAUUGGAAGACCUGAAGCUGAAAAAGUAUUUUUAAAUCAUGUUAUUGCAAGAAUUGAUGAGCUCUCACCUAGAGAAUUAGCUGAGAUUGUAAAAACAUUACCAAACUCUGAACUACUGAAUAUUUUAGCAAGUGACUAUACUAAAAUUUUAAUUGGAAAUGGGCUGGAUUUGCUGUUUUAUGUGACUGCCUUUAAUGAUCCUGGAGUUUUAGACUAUCUAGAAACUAAAUUUUAUGAAAUGCUGCCUAAUCUUAAUAACAUGCAGACAAUAUUAGGUAUCGUCUAUGAGCUUUCGAAUAAAGAGCGUGUAAUAAAGUAUGAAACAGUUUAUUUGCUUGAACAAAAAAUCAUUAAUUCAGCUAAAGAUUUAAAUCUGAAAGACAUUAACCACACCUUACAAUUAUUCCAAAAAAAAUAUUUUUGGGGAAUAGUUUCUAAAGAAUUCUGGGACAAUUUUGAAGAAAUUGUAAAAAAUUCUUCAGAGAAAUUCCCAAUCGCUAUUGUAAUGAGCUAUUGCUCAAAAAACUUAUUUUUCAGGCCAGCACUGUUUGAGUAUUUAAAAAAUAAAUGAAUAGAACAAGUUGAAUUAAAUAAAGAAGUCGAGGUCUUUAGAGAAGGAUUUAGAGCCCUAGCCAAUACCCCAUAUUUUACUGGGGGACUAAUGGAGUGAAGCAAGCAUCAUAUAUUGAAAAUGAUGAAUAAAUUUAAUGGAUAUGACACAGUUACUAUGAUGAAAGCGCUUACACUGAUUAGUAAUUAUGAUCCUGAAAUCUGGAAUCCUUUUAUUGAGAGAUUUUCUAGAUAUAUUUAUAAGAAAAUAAAUGAUAAAGAAAGAUUGAUUGCACACAAUAUUUCUGUUUGUCUUGAUAUUGACAAGCCUGAUGGGUAUAGCCUAUAUCAUUAUAUAAGUUUUUUAUCGAACAAAAUGUAAUGGACUUUUGAAUGGCCACUGAAUCUCUAUACCAGGAAGUGUUAAAAAGUGGCAUGUCAAAAAAUCGUUAAUAAUUGCGAAAAACUCAAAAAUUUUAAAAAAUAACUUUAUUAUUAAAUUAUAUUUAAAUUUAAGAUACUCAUUUUAGAGUGACAUUGAUUAAAAUCUUGCUUAUAUUUUAAAAUAACAAUGCCAAUUUGUUUAUGAUAAAAUUCUCUAUAAAUCCAAAAUUUUUAUUAAACUCAUUUUGUUCUUAAUAACUCUGCGAACAAAACCAUUGGAAAAAAUCCCUAUUUUUUGCCCAAAAACUCACCCUACGUAGACGAACAAAAAAUUUUUUUAAUAUAAAAAUUUUAUAUAUAAGUGAUAAUUACUAUAAUGAAAUCUCUAUUAAUUUUGUUUAAUUUCGAAAAAAUUAAAUUUAAAACAUAAUUUUAGCAGAUUAAAUAAAUAUUUGCUUUCCAACUUUUGCGAAUUUGGAUUUUUUAAAAAUUUAUAUUUAAAUUUUUUAAAUAAUAAAUUAACCCCUCUAUGAGCGAACAACAUUUUUAUAUUCGGGCAUGGAAGGGGGGAGUUAGCAAAUCUAAAUGGAUUUAAAAAUUAACAGCUUAUCAAUCGAGCUGCUUUUUUUUGCAGAAGGAUAAAAUUUCAAAUAAAUAAUGAUAAUUUGAUUUUAAUAACUAUAAAAAGCCAAAAUUUGUAGUAAUGUCCGUUGCUCUUUAUUAGAUUCUUAAUGGCUUAUAUUAAUGCUCACUAGCAAAUUUAAAUUGACUUAAAAAUUAAAAUCUUAUCAAUCGAGCAGCUUUUUUGCGGAAAUAAAUUUUUAAAAUAAAUAGUGUUUUAUAUUUAUUUAUUAUCUCCAGUCUAAAGGGGGUAUCUUAAUAAUAAAGCAUUGUUAAAAAUUGGCUCGUUUGCUUGCAAACUUUUUUUCCCCACUUAUUAACCAUUUUUGACAUUUAUAAGAUCCAGCUCGUCCCUUGAGAGAGUCAAUCUUUGUCAUUCAAUAGCUCAGAACAAUUUGUUCAAUAAAUAAAUCUAUAAAGGGUUUGGGGUAUAUUUAGAAUGGAAAGAAAAAAUCAUAGGAAAUAUUGGUGAUUCUUAUAAGAGUGUGCCGGAUAAUAGAAUAAAAGGAAAAUAUGAGCGGAUAAUCUUGGAUUUUCUGAAGGACAAAGGAUUUGAAGCUGUGACUAAUUGCAGAGUUAAUGAAUUGUACGAGGUGGACUUGAUAAUGCCUGAAAAGAAAAUUAUCGUUGAAUUUUUAGGGAAACCUUGACAUAUUUCUCACUGACCCCCUGCAUGAGCGAACAAAACCAUUGGAAAAAUCCCUCUCUGCGAACAAAAAUUAUAUAAGAAAAAAAAAUUGAUAUAUAAGUGAUACUUAAUAUAAUAAAACCUCUAGCUAAUUCUGAUUAAUUUUGAACAAAUUGAAUUCUAAAACAUAAAUUUUACAAAUUAAAUUAAUGCUUGCUUUCCAAUUUAUGCGAGUUAGGAUUUUUUUAAAUUUUGAAGAAAAAAAAUUAACCUCCCUUUGUUAGCGAACAAAAAUGUUUUGUUCGGUCACGGCGUGUGGUGAGUCAGCAUAAUAUGCAAAUUGACCCGCAAACGCAACAAAAAUUUCGCCAUUUGAAUAUACUAGGGUGGAAUGUUAUAGGAAUAUCAGAAAUGGAUAAUUUUGAGAUUUCAUUGAUAAAUGCUCUGAAUUCUUUACUCUCCCCUCCGUGUUCGAGCAAAAUUAUUGAAAAUACCUAUUUUUUUCCAAAACCCCACCUUCUGUAAGCAAACAUUAAUUUUUUUUUAUAAAAAAUUUUUAUAUAUAAGUAACUAUAAGCAUUAUGAAAUCUCUAGCUAAUUCUAUUUAAAAAAAUUAAACAAGUUAAUUUAAAACAUAAAUUUUACAAAUUAAUCUAAUUUUUAUUUCUCAAUUUUUAUAAAUUCAAAAAAAAAAACUAUAAAAUUUAUAAAAAACAUAAUUAAUCCCCUCCUUGGGAACAAAAUUUUUUUGUUUCGCUUGCAGAGGGGGAUUAGAAAAUCAACAAAAUAAUCCACAAUUCAUACACAUCGAUAAGUAA
This is a messenger RNA of Blepharisma stoltei, 3699 nucleotides long. NCBI's taxonomy places the organism in Eukaryota, Ciliophora, Heterotrichea, Heterotrichida, Blepharismidae. The record is from the annotation of a GenBank genome assembly.